Messenger RNA from Scylla paramamosain (green mud crab), 6909 nucleotides. Its product is annotated as paired box protein Pax-5-like. The coding region runs from base 2821 to 4656 and encodes 611 amino acids. Gene Ontology annotation, biological process: anatomical structure development; regulation of transcription by RNA polymerase II. Gene Ontology annotation, molecular function: RNA polymerase II cis-regulatory region sequence-specific DNA binding; DNA-binding transcription factor activity, RNA polymerase II-specific. The record is from RefSeq and is a predicted model, not a curated record. Lineage: Eukaryota; Metazoa; Arthropoda; Malacostraca; Decapoda; Portunidae. The transcript is spliced from 11 exons.
CGCCGACCAUGCGUUUGGCUACCCUCGGCGACACUCACACACAAAAUAUCAUGAAAACUCUCCUCGACUACAGCUCCACACGCCCUCUGAAACCGGGUCCUGGUCCCCUAGUUUGCCUCGGGACUUUGGCUCGUGCACAACACCGCCGCUAGGGACCGUUCUAAAGGCGGGGAUGAGAGGCAGACCAGCUUGCAAGACUGCUGAGGGACUGCGGCGAGGUGGUGUAUGAGAGGACCGGUCACGCGGGAUAGGCCUGCAGAGUGACGGGAAAGUGGCGUGUAAAAGCAUGAACUAAUCGAUUUUGUUGCUGCCUUGCUGUGUUGGCGGGCCUCCAGAAGUGUGCCAAGUAAUGUGAUUAGGAGUCAAGAUCGAAGGAGUUACUUGUGGUGUCUGAGACGGGAAGCGAGGGGCGUGUGGGAAGCCUCUCCCACGCCCCUCCCUCCACCGCCACUCCGCCGCCGCCACCACCACCACCGCCGCCACCGCCGCCGCCUCCUCUCUUCCCACCGCCACGGAUCAAUGAAACUGGCCACAAGACGCCCCGAGAGUUACGCCGAAACCAGCCACGUCCAGAGCAAAAGUGAGGUGGGCCCUGAGACGCAGUUUCCGGUGGGUCAAGUCACCGUUCCCAUGCGCUGUUACCCGAAUACCUGGGACACGCCGCGACGAACCUGGCCAUACCAGGUAACCCGAUCCGCGGAGCCCCUCACCUAGCUACCGCCACUCAUUAUGGGGUCUGGAAAUGCCCACCGGAGAUGACGGAUAUCAAUGACGCUUUUUAUGCAUUUACAACUAAAGAAUAAAAGCGGAAUAUGUAUCACACGUAACAUAUUGUCUCUUUAUUAUGAUUACUUGAUGUUUUCCUAUAAAGGGCAAUGAUGAAAGAUAUUAGAGAGCGUCCGGGCAGCCUGCGUGCAAGCACUGCCCUGGGUAGCCAAAAGGAGGCGUAAGGGGGGAGGGAGGAGUGGACAGCUAGCGGUCUGAGAAACACAACAGGUUUGGUAGGUGAGAACGCGAGGGCCGUCUCUCACUCCCACGUAGUAGCGUACCCUGCCUCUCACACUACGCUCUCACCCUCCACCCACGACACCAGCACCUCGUCAUCUCGCCUUCAGAAACAGACGACUCUUCAUUGUGUGAGGAAAAUUAAGUGAUAUCUUAAUAACGUAAAGCGGAAAACGUUAACUCUGAGCACAGACAAACGUGAACACCUGAAUGUCUCAUAAAAAAUUAUUCAGUGUUGUUAUGUAUUUCCGGCACAAAGUUAGUGCAGCCGUGUGUGCGGCGCCCUGAAGGCUGACGUGGUGUUUGACCCGUGACUGUGCAGUGCGACAGAGGUUUGUGCGGUCGUGCGUGGCUCGUCACUUCGGCGCGACAACCAGGCCAGCGCCACCAGGCCCUGACGGAAAGAAAACAUUUUCGUCAAACUUCUGAAAAUUAUCCGAUAAUAACAUGUUCCAUCCCUCCGCGACCUGCUCGACCUCCCACGACGGGCCGAAGGUAACCCCGAGGCAGUGGUGGCGUUGCUCCUGAGCCCCAACAGACCCCGGAACUGUUUGCUGGGAUGAGAUGUGUCACAAAAAUAAUCCUUUGUCGUGAGAAAACUACUGUGAAAAAAGGAAUAGAAAAAUAUAGAUGUAAAUCUAAACGACCCAGUAAAUUUUUUCCCCCACAAUCGCGACCUGAGGCAAGGCAAGGUCGUCUCGCUGACCGCCACCAUCACCGCUCAUCCGGAUCAUCUGCUCGCCACAAGUUCCUCUCUAGAAUUAAGUAAAUGAGAAAACAGCUAAGCCACCUACCUCGCCUGCCCGCUGGAUUGUCCCGGGAAGGCCUCAUCCCCCCAGGGACUGAGUGUCGUUUAUGGGAUCACUAAAACACGCACAAAUCACUGCGUGUCUCCGCCGCAGCUUUUUGUAUUGCGCCCUCGCACUGCGGCAGGAGAAAGCGGAAAUAGGUCUCACGUUACCACAUUGACCCACAUCCCCACCCUCAGGUUCCGGUGGCUACCUUCCCCUAUGCACCUGGGCUUUAAUUUAUCUCAUUAACCCUUCACACCUGCUUCUCCCCUCCGCUCUAUGCCUCCCCUUCCCUUCCGUGUGACCUUACCCUCCCCUUCACCCAUAAUUGAGAUCUCGUGACCUGGCUUCCCUCCCGUACCUCCUUCCAUACCCCUUUCAGUGACUUCAUCGAGGUCAUUGUUUUCAUCCGGUCGGGCCACUAACCUCCCACAGGCCAACGCGUCGGGGCCUUUGUCGCUCGCCGGCAAACACAAAGGUUUGGGAGACGCCUGGCUUGGGAUAAUCGGACUCUAAUUGGGAGCCGCAGGUCACGUGCCGUCUCUCUCGACCUGGCCAGCUGAGGUCACUCGGGAACCGAAGCUGUACCGUGACGCUCUUUCAAUUGGUCGGUGAUGGAUGGCUCCUCGGCCCCGCUUUUCCUCCCACCACGACCCCUGCACGCCACCCGCCCCACGUCACGCCAUCAUUGCACUGUCUCGGGUUCACAGUGACUUGUUUCAUGCUAUAAUAACGGACCAUCGAUCCCAGACAAUAAAAAAAACAUUUCUCUAUAUUCUUUCCAAGGCGUCUGUGUUAAGCGCCACUCCCUUACCCUCAUCCCUCAGUCCCUUGCGUGGUAAUACAAAAACGCUGAAUCGUGUUCUUAAUUUAAGACAGAAAAGUGAGCACUUAAUAAUAUCAGGAAAGAUCUUGCCUUAAGUGAGCAUAACUCGAGGCUCUUAUUGAUGCAUCGCGUGCCCGAGGGAAGCAGCGAGGAGCCCAAGCAACGAGAAGAUUGUGGAGAGCAACGAGGCAGCUCAGUAUGAUGGUGUACUUCGGGGACCACGCCUCCACAGGGUUUGGGUUGCCCGGCCUGCCCCUCUUCUCCCUGUCGGCACUCCUUGGCAGACAGGCUCUCAGUCUACGAGGUCAUGGAGGAGUCAACCAGCUGGGCGGCGUGUUCGUUAACGGGCGGCCGCUGCCAGACAUGGUGCGCCAGAGGAUCGUGGAGUUAGCCCACAACGGUGUGAGGCCCUGCGACAUCUCCAGGCAGCUCCGGGUCUCCCACGGCUGCGUCUCCAAGAUUCUAUCAAGAUAUUACGAGACCGGGAGCUACAAAGCCGGCGUGAUUGGCGGCUCCAAGCCCAAAGUGGCGACGCCCGUUGUGGUGGAUGCCAUAGCCAGGUACAAGCGCGAGAACCCCACCAUGUUCGCCUGGGAGAUACGAGACAGGCUGCUCACGGAGAAUGUUUGUACCCAGGAGAACGUUCCCUCCGUGUCCUCCAUCAACAGAAUCGUGAGGAACAAGGCGGCUGAGAAGGCGAAACACGGCCUGCCGGGAACACUGUCUCCGGUGUCUCAGGCCACGUCCGUGAUCGCACACGCCCCGCCAGCCCCACACGAGACCGCUCUGCAGCGCCCCGGCUCCUACUCCAUCAACGGCAUCCUCGGCAUCCCUCCUCACACUGACCCCAACGGCAACAUCAACAAGAGGAAGAGGGAGGACUCCGACGAGCAUCGUGACAUGAACGGCCACCACGAGGAUGACCUGAAGCGACAGAGAACCCAGUACAACACCGACCCUCUGUAUACCAAUAUGUUGUGGCCAAAGCAGUGGCCGCCCCUGAAGACUGAGGACGCCGCCAAGACCCUCCUGCCAGACCUCGGAGGAAGUGUCCCGAGCGGCGCCGCGUCCCCCUACAGCAGCGUCCAGUCCUUCGUGGAUCACCCGACAAGCUACCCCUCGGUGUCGGCGUCCUCCAUCUCCACGGACGCCCUCUACGAGACCAUGUCCAUGACUCAGUCCAACAGCAACCACGUGUACUCGCCUCCCCUCGCUACCUCCCUCGGUAGCGCAGGUGGCCUGACCCCCCUCACACCCAUCACUAUGCAGGACGUGAAGCCUGUCCUAGCGGCAUCCUCAGUCCUUGACACCACUGCCUCCCAGUACCACCAAGGAGGGACCGUCUACACGCCCCUCAGCACCCCUCAGCCCGCCGGCUACGCCAGCACCCUGACCCCCGCCCACUACCCGGAGCAGCACACGCCCGCCUCACCCCCCACCCAGUGCACCUCUAACGACACUGUGACGCCGCUGGACAACCUUGUGGUGGCACCCUGCUCCUCGCCCCUCAAGGCUGACACCCCCUGCACCACAGCCCUCACAGUCCUCCAGCCUGCAUCCCACGCCCACGCCGCCACCCACCACGCACAUGUAUCCACCCAUGCACACACUCCUACCCACGUGCAUACAACAACGCACGCCCACGUACCAAUGCACGCCCAUGUAGCGGCCACUCCACCUGAUCCAGCUUAUACCUCCCUCCCGUCCAUCACUCAUUACUCAGGUACGGCCAGCAUAGGAGCCAGCAUGACGGACUACACGUACUCGUCGCCAUACACCCAGUACACGACCACGUACCCUGCCUACGGGUACGGCACCGGAGGGCUCCUCAACAUGGGUAACUACAGCGGCUCCAGCAAUGGUGGUAACAAUGGCAGCGGUGGUGCCGUCACCAACAACCCCAACAGUGUCACCAAUAACCAGAACAACAACAACAACAAUAACAAUAACGGCAACAGUACAGCGGCUCGUCUCCGGAUGCUACAGUCAAGUCUGGGGUCCCCAGCGUGCCUCAGACAGGACCGCUGCACGUAGCGCUAACGUGCACACCCCCAUACACCACCACCGCCGCAAGUGUCAGUUGAUGGUAGCUCUCUGGGCUGCUACGAGACGACUGUAAUUAGAACACAUUUUGGUAAUAAACUCUUGUGCAAUGAAUGUUCUGCACACCUGCUCCGAGCCGGGGUCCGCAGGACGACUGUGUGAGGAACACGUAGGAGCCGCACAAGCGUCACGGCCACCGCCGGGCAGGGAGACCAAUGCUAGUGUAGCUGAGUGCGUGUUGCAGCAGCACGGACCGAUCUCUAUAGCUAGGAUACCAAAGAACUAUCACCACCACCACUUUCAAGUCACGAGCUUGCUUGAGUCAGGACCCUCCUGCCUGUGAGCCUCCCCUCGUCAGGCGCACCCCGAGGAGACAACCUCAUCACCCCCCAGGCAUUUCGGAUUGUACAUAGCACCCCCGGGCCCUCCCAGUGUGCGUCUGAGGGAGGGGCGACAGCGGGUGGGACAACCUGGCUCCCCCCCACACACACACCUUUCCACUCUGGGCGCGGGAAGCCUUCCUCCUGUAAUAGGAUGACAGUGGCACCUCCCGUCGCCGGUUACUUCCUCUCUCGGGUCUCGGUAUUUUUAUUGGGGUUUGUCGCUGUCCAGGACCUACAUCUACUGACUCGUGUUUUUGACGUAGAUCAAAAACUCUUAAAAUCCCUGUAACGUUAAGUUAUAUUUUUCAACAGAGGCGCCUGUAAAAUGGUUAUUUGAUUACCUCUCCAUAUAUCAUAUAUAAAUAUAUAUAUAGAAUCUAUAUAUAAAGCACACAAAUACCUCUCACACUGUCAGCAGAGGCUAAGAACAAUAGAAUACAGUAGAAGAGUAUUUUUUUGUUGGGUGCGCAUGUGUGUGUGUCGGCCUGAGCUCCGCCCCUCUCUUACCUCUGAAGGCUGUUUACCAAAGAGGCGUAGUGUGGCUCCUGCCUCCCUGCCUGUUUGUACAAGGCGAAGUUUAGUCAGGUGGACCUCUGUCAGUGAGGUUGCUCUAUGUUGGUCUUAUUGUAGGAGACCGUUUUGUACAGACCAGUUUUAAAAACAAAAGGAUGAUAGGCUGAACUAUGUAUUACUAAUAAAAGACCUAUUUAUAAUGUCUGACGGAAUACUGAACUAGGUAGGUCGUAGCAUUAAGGAAAGAGUAGGCAGUAAGGAUUUCCCCUUUUGUACGCUAGUUUUUUUUUUUUUUAUUUAUUUCGCCCGUGUUCCCUCAGUUACAGUGUACAGUAUUACCCGUAGAGUAAGUCCCCGCACGGUCCAGCAGCCCACAGAGUGCCCACGGCGCGCAAAGCACCCCGCACGCCGCCCUUCGACCCCGCGGCCAAGAGUCAUCCCGUACGGGUCAGUCCUCACCUGCUCGUCAGGAUUAUUAGUCUUACACGUGAUUUCGGAAAACGAUGAUCUUACAAAGCAAACAAAAAUAACGUCGAGUAUCGACGUGUACCUUAGCAUUUUUCACAUGGCUACAUAAACUAGUCCCACUUGGUCGAAAACCGGGGCAGCUGUUGGUCUGCUCUUCAAAGACGUAUGAUUUGAACAUCCCCGUGAGCCUCAACAACUCACAAGCCCCUGUAUUAUUACUUUACUUCAUCCUCAGUAAGUAAAGUACACACUCCCGAGGUCCCCCAUUCUCAGUAUUCUCCGCUGGGCGUUCGAAGCAGGAUUCGAGUCGGCCAGUCGGAGCUUUGCAUAUCAUUGUUUCGGAGUCGCAGGCUGUUGGGUGUGGUAUAAAGCUUUUGUUUUUUUACACUUGGAGUCUGUAGUCGUCUCUUGCGCCUCCAUCGCAUUGUUCUUGUAUAGGUAAAUUAUUAUUAUUACUAUAUAUUUUAUUUUGGUUUGUGCACAUCAGCGUGUAAAGUCACUGUUACUCACUUUUUUUUUUCGUUUUAUGUCGCUUCUGCAUUAUUUCUUAUGAUUUGUAUCUAUAAACUGUUUUCUACGUCAAGCUGUAUACCAGCGGCCCGCAGCACAGUACUGUGCAGCAGUAAGUUGACUAUUGGUUGUCAGUUUCUGUAACAGCUUGUCAGAGUAACAGCGGAACUAUGACAAACUGAGAGUGUCUUCCAGCACUAUGUAUGUACAGCAGACUGUUUGUAUUUCAACUGAUGCUGUUUUAGUCAGACACGUUGAACCUACAUAUUGAUGUAUGCAGCAGCAGCGGCGGCAGCAGCAGCAGCAGCAGCAGCAGCAGCAGCAGCAGUAGGUAGCUCUAGAAAUAAACCAACGCUGUUUAUAGUAAAAA